Messenger RNA from Knipowitschia caucasica, 594 nucleotides. Lineage: Eukaryota; Metazoa; Chordata; Actinopteri; Gobiiformes; Gobiidae. The record is from the annotation of a GenBank genome assembly.
AUGGGUCCCGCUUUGCCCUGUCGAGAGGAGCACCUCCUGCAGGAGGAUCAGAGAGGAGCACCUCCUGCAGGAGGAUCAGAGAGGAGCACCUCCUGCAGGAGGAUCAGUGAGGAGAACCUCCUGCAGGAGGAUCAGAGAGGAGCACCUCCUGCAGGAGGAUCAGUGAGGAGAACCUCCUGCAGGAGGAUCAGAGAGGAGAACCUCCUGCAGGAGGAUCAGAGAGGAGAACUUCCUGCAGGAGGAUCAGAGAGGAGCACCUCCUGCAGGAGGAUCAGAGGAUCAGAGAGGAGCACCUCCUGCAGGAGGAUCAGUGAGGAGAACCUCCUGCAGGAGGAUCAGAGAGGAGAACCUCCUGCAGGAGGAUCAGUGAGGAGAACCUCCUGCAGGAGGAUCAGAGAGGAGAACCUCCUGCAGGAGGAUCAGAGAGGAGAACCUCCUGCAGGAGGAUCAGAGAGGAGCACCUCCUGCAGGAGGAUCAGAGAGGAGCACCUCCUGCAGGAGGAUCAGAGAGGAGAACCUCCUGCAGGAGGAUCAGAGAGGAGAACUUCCUGCAGGAGGAUCAGAGAGGAGCACCUCCUGCAGGAGGAUCAGUGA